This is a messenger RNA of Silurus meridionalis, 1579 nucleotides long. Its product is annotated as cysteine-rich motor neuron 1 protein-like. Bases 155 to 1165 code for a protein of 336 amino acids. Lineage: Eukaryota; Metazoa; Chordata; Actinopteri; Siluriformes; Siluridae. The record is from RefSeq and is a predicted model, not a curated record. Gene Ontology annotation, cellular component: extracellular region. The transcript has 5 exons.
GAAUGAGAGAAAGCAUCUGGAAAAGUGAAAUGUUUGCUAUUCAGUGAGCUGCAGAAACACACCCAGGUUUUCUUAUCAUUUUCAGGUCCAUUUGUCAUUUUUAUGCCUGGUGUAUUUGCUCAGUUUGUUUCACUGGAUGUUUUGAGGCAGCACGAUGAUCCCGAGCAUUUUACUGAUCUCGGCUCGGAUGCUGGCAUUUAUGUGCCUCCUGAUGUCAUGCUCGGGGUAUCUGAUUCUGCAUGAAGGAGAGAAAUGCGGAGAAAACAAAGAGGGCGCGUGCGAGUCUGGUCUAAUUUGUGUGCCCAGUGAACCCCCGAUGGAUUUUUAUGCUGAAGGAAUUUGCACCAGGGUUCCAAAUUGCAACUGCUCCGAGUUUCAGUGUCCACCGCGACGCCGUAGCUGCUACAGCCGAAUGGUGACUGAUCCGUGUGGGUGUUGUUCCCACUGCCCCAAGCGGAAGGGCCAGGUGUGCGGUGGGCCGAGCUGGAAAUAUGGUAACUGUGAUUCAGAUUUAGUUUGCGCCCUUACUGUUGGGAUUGAAUCGGUCACAUCUCCACAAACAGGCGUGUGCAAAGCGGUUCCAAAUCAUCUCAAAAACGUCUUAGUCAGACCUCCAUGUCCUGUUCAAUAUGGCUGCAACGUGCAUGUGGGAACUUGUGAUUGUUAUUCGGAUCAAUCCUGUGAAGCAUCUUUUAGUUAUAACACAUAUGAUGCCUGCGAUAAAGUUCUAACGGCUGACAGGAUGUAUUUUUACGAAGAAAAACAGCCUGACGAACCAGAGCCGCCAAAACCUGAAUAUGUGUGUAAUGAGUAUGGAUGUGAGGUUCAGAGCUGCAAGUGUGUGUGUGGAUAUAGAAAGUGUGUCUACUUUAGUACUCCAAUGUACGAGGCCGACUGCUGCAACCUGCUGAAGGAAUCUGGAUGUCCUAAUGCGACCUGUCCUGAGAUUCCUGCUCCACCUUGUCCAGCAGACUCCUUCAUCAGUGAACCCCACAUUGAACCCGGUCAGUGCUGCCCUGUUAUUCCUGCUGUGUGCACAUGCAACUUCCAGACCUGCGAUCCAAAACCCACAUACUGCCCCAAUCGUGGACUUCCCAAACUCAUCGUGAAGGGCAACGGCCACCCGGGGACCUGCUGCGACCGUUAUGAGUGUGUGAAUGAGUAGAUUAAUUAGUACUCACCUGCACACACACACACACACACACACACACACACACACACACACACACACUUUAACCUGUUUUGAUUCAAACCCUACAAUGUUUUUUCUUCCCUCCUUUACACAUCAGGUUCAUGAAAAGCCUUGCAUUUGUCUCAAUAAAGCUCAAUCAGGGAAUUGUACUUUAUAAAAAUGUAGAUGUGUCAGCAGAUUGUUUUCUCAGAUAAAAUCAUUUAAAACAGGGAUUGAAUGAUUUACAGCAAUUUCUGGUUUUACCUUCUUAACUGAACUUAUUUACUUGUCGUAAAGGUUGAAUUUUAUGUCUUAUUUUAACCUGUGUACUGUCUAAUAGUUACAUUUAUUACCUUGUAUUAAAGAAAAUAUUUUAUACAAUUCAAUAAAUUCCAUCACCUGCAAAGA